AUGAGUGAAUACGAAGAAAUACAAAUAUCAUCUUUAAAUACUCUUUUACAAAAAACUAUAAAUGAACCAAAUUAUUCUUCAAUAUUAAUAGAAUCAAAUGAAUUUGAAGAUAUUUUGCGUAAUAUUUCAUCUAAAUCUCCAAAAAUAAAACCUUUGUCAUUAUUAAUUUUAACGAAAUUAUUUGAAAAUGUACAAAAAAAUAAAGAUACCUUAGAAUUAUUUAAACAUAAUAAUUCAAAAUUUAUUAUUAAAUGGUUAAAUUCAACAAAAAAACAAGAAAAAUUAUAUGGAUAUAAUGCGCUUGAAUCACUUUUUCAAAUUUCUAGUGAAAUUGGUUCUUUCAUUUUAUUAAAAGAAGGUAUUUUAGAAGAUAUAAUGGAUUGUGUAGAAUUUGAACCUGAAGAAGUUCAAGGUGCUAUUACUGAAAUAAUAUCAGUAGCUUGUUCGCAAAAAGAAUGUAGAGCUUUAGUAGCAACACAUUGUCAAAAUUAUUUAAAAAGUUUAAUGUCUAGUAACAAUCAAAAAUUAAAAGCUUUAGCGGCUGUUGCAUUGACAAAGAUUUUGUUAGAUGAAAAAGCAUCUGAAGAACAACAAAAUAAUAAUAAAAUUUCUGUAAUUGAUGAAAAUGAGACGCUUUUAUCUGGUUUAUUUCAGAAUAUGGUUUUAGAUACUGAUUCGGAAGCCACAGCUCGUAUAGCUGCUAUUGAAGGAUUGGCUUACUCUAGUUUAAAACCUGCUGUGAAAGAAACAAUCACAUACCACCCAACUUUGUUAAAAGAGAUAUUCAAACUUGUGAAAGACUCUGAGAAGACGAAUAAUACAUUAUUUUAUGGUGUGGCAGUAAUCUUGGCUAAUAUUACAACAUACAAGAAAAAAAUGAGUGAAUCCGAAGAACAAUUUCUCAAAUUAAAGAAAAUGUCGGGAGAAACCUUAAAAAUUGAUUUAGAUCCUAUAGAUGAUGAUGAAUAUGUGAUUAAUCGGACAAAACAAGUUAUGAAAUCUGGUGUCAUUCUUCCUUUAAUUACCAUGUCAAAAAAUUCUAGUCAAGCAAUUCGGCAAUUAGUUGCAAAAGUAUUUCUUAAUCUUGCAACUGAUCAAAGCAAUCGGGGUGCAAUCGUUCAGCAAGGUGGUGUAAAAGCUUUGAUCCCGUUAGCUACCAAGAAUUCAAAAGAAGUUACUGAACCUGCAAGCCAAGCAUUGGCAAAAAUCGCCAUUACAAUGGACCCAAAUUUGGCUUUCCGUGGAGAAAGGGCAGCAGAUCUCGUACGACCUUUCCUUUCUUUAUGUCAGGGAGGAAAUGAACUUUGUCAAUUUGAAGCUUUGAUGGGUUUAACAAACUUGGGAAGUUUUGAUAAUGAUAUUAGAAUGCGGAUUUAUGACACUAAAGGAAUUCCAAUUAUAGAAAAUUUACAAUUUUCCGAUAAUAACAUGAUUCGUCGAGCUGCAACAGAGUGUUUAUGUAACAUGAUGUUUUGUGAACCUGUUUACGAUAUGUACAGUGACCCUGAAACAUCAUCAAAUAAGAUUAAAAUAUUAGUUGCUCUUUCUGAUGUUGACGAUUUUGAAACUCGACGCGCAGCUAGUGGCACUUUGGCAAUUUUAUCUACAAGUCCAGAUGUUUGUAAGAUGAUUGUUGAUCGACCACGUGGAAUAGAAAUAUUAAAAGAAUUAAUUUCUGAAAAAUCGGUAGAAAUGCAACAUCGUAGCGCUGAAUGUUUCAAAAAUAUUUCAAAAGUUAGCAAAGAGAUGUGCCAACGAUUGGUCGAAGAAAAAGUCCAUGAAACUUUGAAUUUAUUGAUUAAAAAGUGCAAGGCUGAACCUGUUGUAGCAAUUGCUGUUGAGGCAUUGCAAGAAAUAUCAAAAUAUGAUAAUUUACCAAAUAAAUAA
This is a messenger RNA of Scutellospora calospora, 1887 nucleotides long. Lineage: Eukaryota; Fungi; Glomeromycota; Glomeromycetes; Diversisporales; Gigasporaceae. The record is from the annotation of a GenBank genome assembly.